This is a messenger RNA of Hermetia illucens (black soldier fly), 920 nucleotides long. RefSeq names its product trypsin-3-like. Gene Ontology annotation, biological process: proteolysis. Gene Ontology annotation, molecular function: serine-type endopeptidase activity. NCBI's taxonomy places the organism in Eukaryota, Metazoa, Arthropoda, Insecta, Diptera, Stratiomyidae. The record is from RefSeq and is a predicted model, not a curated record. The transcript has a single exon. The coding region runs from base 16 to 801 and encodes 261 amino acids.
GUAGCCUUGUUCAAAAUGAGAGCCCAUUUCUCGGCCGCAGCACUUUUAGGACUGCUUUGCCUAGCAGAACUAUGUUCGAGUCGUGUUCCAAAAGUUCUCAAACCGGGUGGGCGAAUAGUUGGUGGAUAUGCUGUGAGUAACAUCAGUCAGUUUCCUUUUCAAGUAUCACUGCAGGCAUGUCUUUUCUACAUCUGCGGUGGUUCAUUAAUCAGUGCAGAAUGGGUGUUGACAGCAGCACAUUGUACCGUCCACAUCCCGGCAUCAAGUUUAAGGGUUCGAAUUGGAUCUCUAGAGAUUACUUCUGGGGGUGUGGAGGCUAAAGGGCUUAGAAAAAGAGAACAUCCUCAGUACAACCCCAAAAUUGCUGAUUACGACUUUUCGUUGCUGCAACUAAAGCCAUGGCCAUCCAAAGGAGUUGUGUACGCAGCAGUUCAACUUCCGAACCAAGACGCUGAUGUUGCCGAUGGAAUCAUAUUGACAACAUCUGGAUGGGGAGAUACGCAUAAUUCUUCGAUCUCGUGUGCAUCGCUGCGUGCAGUCGAUGUUCCAAAAUAUAAUCAAACCGAAUGUAAUCGGGCUUAUUCCCGAUUUGGUGGUAUAACAACGCGUAUGAUUUGUGCUGGUUAUAAAGAAGGAGGUAAAGAUUCAUGCCAAGGUGACUCAGGUGGACCACUCACACUAAACGGAACUAUUGUGGGAGUUGUCUCCUGGGGAUAUGGGUGUGCUGUGCCUGGAUAUCCAGGAGUCUACGCCCGUGUGGCAUUUGUUCGAAAUUGGAUAGCAUCUGUAACUAGAUUGUGAGAAUAUAUAUAAGUGCAUUUCAUUGCCCGAAAUUAUUGAUUGUUUCGAUUUGUCGAAAAAAUUCAAAAACAACCAUUAACUAAUUCAUAAUAUGAAGUACAAUUCAUCCAUUUUGAAGA